AUGUGGGAGCGAGACAAGGCUUUUGACUCCUAUCGUCUGGUUCCAUGGGCGCUGGCAAUCGUCUCCUGUGCACUGAACAUUUGGCUUCUGCUGACGAAUGAGCGAUACUGGCCGGGGACACCGAACGUGCCGGUGACCGCCUCGUGCACUUCGACCGACAUCAAACCCGCCGAGUUCGCUCCCGCGAAGAACAUUCUCUCCGUCGGCCCCGUCCAGUUCACUGGUGGCAUCCGACAUGACGAGAACGGCACCCUUGUUCGGACAAAUCCAGACUCGAAAGCAUACGUCGGCGACCCGCACCCAUCAAUAGACAGAGCCUGGUUUGAGCUGACCAGAGGCCUCGACCUGUACAUCACCCCUACCGAAGCAGAAGAGAUCGAUGCUGAUAUGCAUCUGUUCGAUACUGGUGUGUACCAGAUCGAAGUGGAAUGGUUGCAUGACCUACACUGUCUGAAUUACCUGCGGAAGUCGUUCGAUUUUGAGUAUUACACUGCGGACUUGCACCACCCAGCGGCGUCGCACAUCGCCCAUCGGGAUCACUGUAUCAACUUAUUGCGACAGGUUCUUACAUGUCAUGGUGACAUGACACCUCUUCCGAAGCUGUUCGACGAGGGGACUGGGAGGGAGUAUACCGGGUUCGACAGAGUGCACACAUGUCGGGACCUGAAAAGCCUCCGCAGGUGGGCGACGGAGCGCAGUUACGACGCAUAUGAAAGACAACACGAAGGCGAGAACGCCCAGUGA
Cyphellophora attinorum is the source of this 744-nucleotide messenger RNA. RefSeq lists its product as uncharacterized. The record is from RefSeq and is a predicted model, not a curated record. The transcript has a single exon. NCBI's taxonomy places the organism in Eukaryota, Fungi, Ascomycota, Eurotiomycetes, Chaetothyriales, Cyphellophoraceae. Bases 1 to 744 code for a protein of 247 amino acids. Gene Ontology annotation, biological process: mycotoxin biosynthetic process.